GACGUUCUCGCGACUCCGUCAGUUCACUUCGGAUCGUAUCGCCGGGUCCGUCUCGCGUGUGCCGCGGUCUGCUCGCGGUCAGUCUCAUCUCAUCCACGGCAACGUUUCGGUGCUGCUAGGGGAUCGUCACGGGAAUUUGGUGAAAAGUGAAGAAAACGCAACAGCAGCGACAUUGAGCUGAAAAUAAGUGAACCAGCAAGCUGUUUCUGAGUGUUUCACAAUAAGCGUAUUGAACCGGUGUCGACCCGUCCUUGAAGUGUACACAAAUAUUAUAGAAUUAAACUUAUAGCAAAGUGUUGACAUCAGACCAGGAGGAAACCAGGCCCGAAUGAGAGUUUAACCAACCAAAGGAUAGAUUGAGACAAAUGGAGCAAUAAGCUCUGGGAGUCGGAAAGGCAUCAUGUUCUGCUGCAACACGCUUCUCGCACCGGUCAGCAUAAUAUCCGUGCUCAGCAGCGAUCUUCCAAAUUAAAAGAUGUAUAAUGGAACAAGGCAUUCUAGCAUCAGCUGUACCGACGCCAAAGACUCCAAUCUACCAGCGCUACACAACCGCCCUCCAGAAUGACCCCCGGUGUUCGCAAGAGGUAGCGCUGGGCAGACGCAUCGGCCUGUACCGGUUCUGUGGCGAUAUCGGACGAGGCAACUUCUCGCGUGUCAAGCUCGCCGUUCAUCAAUUAACCAAAGAUAAAGUCGCUAUCAAGGUAGUGGACACCAGUCGUUUAGAUGCUAAGGCGCUGCGCAUGUUGUCGCGCGAAGUCAGCACGCUCGAGUGUGUCUAUCAUCCAUUUAUUCUAAGACUGUUUGAAGUGAUAGAAACAUUGGGAAAGAUUCAUCUCAUCAGCGAAUGGGUACAAGGCGGCGAACUGUACAAUCGCAUCACGGAGGUUGGCCCGCUCAAGGAACCACACGCUGCACUGCUUUUCCAACAACUGCUACUGGCUGUGAAGCAUCUGCAUAGUUUAGGUUUUGUGCAUCGUGAUAUCAAGGCGGAGAAUGUGCUGCUCGUGAGCGAAGAGCGCAUCAAGCUGGCGGACUUUGGCUUUAGCACGCAGCUGGUAAACGGUCCCUGGCAGCAUUUGGACACGUUCUGCGGUUCGCCCCCGUACGCCGCACCGGAGCUGUUCAGUGACGACCACUACAUUGGCGGUCCGGUCGAUAUCUGGGCGCUCGGCAUACUGCUCUACUUUAUGCUGGAGGGCAGCAUGCCCUUCAAGGCACCGACCGUUCCACUGCUGCGGACGGCCGUGCUCAAGGGCGAGUUUGUCAUCUCGACCAGCCUGAGUGUACCGUGCUGUCGCGUUAUUCAGCGCAUCCUAGUGCAUACACCAUCCCGAAGGCCUACGAUCGAACAGCUGCUCGACUGCCAAUGGUUCCGGUACGCGCAGGAUCAUGCCGGUCGUCUGGGACGAUCGUCGAACCAACCCCAAACCACCGUCGGCCAAACUCGUAACCCCAACAAUGUUCCUAGACGGAGGCGAAAAAAGUUGUUCUGGUUUUUCCCCUCGCCUCGCGAUCGCCUUUCCUCGCCCGACUCCACAACCUCCAGUCGUGAUAACAACCUUAGUGCUGCCAACAACAAUCAGCAUCACCGUCAUCAUCACCAUCACCACCAGCACAACUCCCAACGGCACCAGCCCAUGUCCUCGUCCACCAAGUCAUCGUCCUCGCGGGACGAGCGGCUGGUGGCCAACCCGCCGGAGAUUCCCAACCUGCGCACGAUCGCUUGCAGCACCAAGCGGGCCGCCAGCGUGCUGGAGGAAAACUAUCUCCAUCCGCUCAAGCCGGACCCGGCGGCUGGUGCGCCCGGCGAGGGGGCGGACACCGGCACGCUCGUUACCGAGCACCACCUGCAUCAUUCCCAUUUUAUCAAGGAUCUAUCCAACGAUGUGUCAAAUAAUAAUAUUGUUAACAGUAACGCUAAUGGUACGAAUAACUAUACGAAUCAGCUCACCAACGAUGCGACCGGCGGAGCUAACGGGAGCCGUAAGGAGAGCUCGGCUGCUAGCCAGGAGCGGAAGCCGCGUCGCUUUUCCUUCGGCCGCUCGCUCAAGAAGCGCAUCGGACCGAUGGAGUUAGUGUCGGCGGAAAGCCUCACCGGGCCGGACGGUGGGGUGCGGCCUCCGCGUGCAGUGGAUCUGCGCGAAAAGCUACAUCGAACGAUCGACGAGGAGCACGGCCGGUUCGUGAUGUACCCGACGACGGCCGUUUCGUCCGAGGGCAAUCGGCAUCUGCACCCGCUCGAGACGGAAACGCGCCGGCUUAUGAAAGUGCUCGGCAUUACCGGCGACAUGAUAGCGCGUGCGGUGACGAACGGACCGCGCAGUGACAUUAUCGGCGUGUACCGGAUCGUCAUGCACCGGUUGCAGCGUGAGCAAACCAACGCUCGGCUAGCGUCGACCAAUGGGGGCGCGUACGAGUUUCUCGAGCUGAAAUCAAUCAACGGCACGACGACGUCCGGCUGCAGCUCGGGACGGAGCGGACCGAACAAUGGCGCAGGGCGCAGCACUGCCAACAGUCGGCGACAUAUCGAUCAGAACCGGGGAAGAAUCUGUGCCAUUCUUUAAACACACAAAGCGCUACGGGGCGAAAGGGGGACCUCAUGUCCGGGGUCUAACGUGCACGCGUUACCACACUUUCCUCCAUCAUGUGAUAAUCCUCGUGGGAUUAAUUGGAAGCGGGAAGUUCGAACACUGACCACUGAUGUUACUAACCUAAUCGCCGUGUCUAAUGUGUGUGUGUGCCCUUCCCUGCCGUGGAAUGUGGAGGAACACGUGCUCGGUGUGUGUGCCCCUGCAGCGGUGACUACCGCACUAGACCACAAACCGUAGAAGAUAGAAGUCAUAUUUUUAGAAGAAAAUAACGUUGUUAACUGUUAGUUCUAGUGUACGUCCUGUGGUAGCUUAACCGGCGGUCAGAAGACCGCCCCUCCGCCCCGCUUCAAAGAUUACCCGUCGCAGCCAAACCGCGGUAAACGAUCUCGGUGUCUCUCUUUCUCCCACCCCGAGAUGUGUAUGUGCGGCGGGAGAGUGUAAGGGAAGCAGCUUAAAAGUUUUAUAAAAAACCCCCAAACAAACAAAAUACCAAAUCAAACAACAUCUUUGCAAAGACAACAAACCAACCUUACCUAUAUGCAAACUCGAUGUGCCGAGAACCGACCUCAGGUCUCGGUGGAGCAUGGCCAAUCGCACGGACUGUGCCCUUGUGUAGCUUUAAUAUAUUUAUUUGUGUUCCCAAAACCCCGAUCUAAACCUUCGCGGCAUGUUUUUAGGUAAACACAGAAAAGACAUCGUGCUAUUGUUCCGAAAAAUCUAAACGCAAAAUGCGCUGACGGGGCGCGCGUUUUGCGUAUUAAGUUACUUGUGUCUGUUGAUUUUAUUUCUACAAACGGAUGAUCAAAUCAUACUAAAGCUGUACCAUUAUGCAACAUUGAACGUGG
Anopheles merus is the source of this 3436-nucleotide messenger RNA. RefSeq names its product probable serine/threonine-protein kinase MARK-A. The transcript has 10 exons. Gene Ontology annotation, cellular component: cytoplasm. NCBI's taxonomy places the organism in Eukaryota, Metazoa, Arthropoda, Insecta, Diptera, Culicidae. Bases 483 to 2564 code for a protein of 693 amino acids. Gene Ontology annotation, molecular function: tau-protein kinase activity; protein serine/threonine kinase activity; ATP binding. Gene Ontology annotation, biological process: protein phosphorylation; intracellular signal transduction; microtubule cytoskeleton organization. The record is from RefSeq and is a predicted model, not a curated record.